UAUGAGUAAUUUCACAACAAUUCGUUAAGAAUCCACUGUUUAAGAAAGAAAGUAGGUUACUCUUCCUUAAACUCAAUAUGUAAAUUUCGUUAAUUCAAUCUAGACCACAACCUAUUUGAAAUCAGAAAGACCAGAGGCUUAUUAAUUUUGGCAUAAAAAAGGCAAACAAAAUUCAUACUAAAGUAAAGUGCUAUCUACACAUUAUCAAAUGUAAACUUCAUUCAAUCCUGGAUAAUCAAUACAAUUAGGAGGUUGUGCCUCUAAUAUAUAGUGUGGAUCAAAUGCUUAAAAUUGCUGUCCACCUUAAUAAUAGGCUGUUGUAAGAUUGGGAGUAGUAUCAAGAGAAGAGAUUGAAGCUCCAUGGAGAGAUGAAGUGUUAUAUUUAUAAUCAUUGAUUGCUGAAUUGGAAAAGAAAAAGACUGUUGAAGUUGUGAAGGAAAUGGAUAAUACUAGAGUAUUAAAAAUUUUUACAUUGUAUAGGUUUAUGAAUUAGAAUAGGAAAAUGAAAGAUUGAGAUUAUUAAUACAUCAGACUCAAAGUGAAACAGUGACUUAAAGAAUUACUGAAGUCAAUAAUGAAGCAGAGGUAUGGAAGAGAAAAUUUUAAGAAAUUAAUCAUGAUUAUAGUGAAACUCAAGAGAAAUUAAUGAAUGCAGAAAUAGAAUUAGAAGCAUUAAAGAAACAGAAGGUAUUUCAUUAUUAUUUUUAUUUAGAUCGUGACUUCAUCCACAACAGUCACCAAAUCAGUUGUGAAAACUUCGGGUUCAACUGUUAGAUAGUCUGUUUCAGGUAUAAAGCCACCUGUCUGAU
Molecule: messenger RNA, 809 nt
Organism: Paramecium pentaurelia
Lineage: Eukaryota; Ciliophora; Oligohymenophorea; Peniculida; Parameciidae
Source: the annotation of a GenBank genome assembly